CCCACCCUGUGUGUUACAAAUAGGUACAAACAAUUAAGCGCCCAUCCCCCAGUACACCUGCAUCCGCCCACUCGCUAAAUAUCCGACGCGACUUUUCGUCAUAAGACCGGCAUUUGAUUCGCUGACAACGUGGCAAUCACACACGGUGUCACAGCAUAUGCACAAGUCAUGGGGUGUUACUUUUCAUACAUGUGCUGCCCUCAUCGGCGUCCGAAACCCUCACACUUGUUGACACCCCGCCUCACGCAGCCUGAGCUUACUAGAAGCUUGGUGGCCAGAAUCCUCAUCUAUCUCCCUAAGUUCAGCUACAGGUCAAGGGAACGCAGGCAGUCUGUUUUUACCCGGUCGGCCCCGCUUUGGACAGUCUCACAGGCGGCAUGCCGGCUUUUGUAUACAGACCUCUUGAUCCGAACACUAAUUCCAUUCGGUUACUCAAAGUGUGUCCUGGAGAGCCGCAUGAGCCCCUCCGAUGUUUUCUCACACACGCAGAACUGCACGAACACCUUUUCUACCACGCACUGUCAUAUACCUGGUCUCCGGAAAGUGGGAAGUGUAGCAUACAAUGUAAUGGAGUGAACAUCGAGAUCGGAAAGAAUCUUGGGGACUUCCUACGUCGCUUUCGCUCCUGGAAUGCUGAUAAGAAUGAUGCUUUGUGGGUCGACGCUAUAGGUAUCAAUCAAGAUGAUAUCCAGGAGCGAAACCAACAAGUUACCAAGAUGUUUGACCUGUAUUCGACAGCUAGUUCAGUCAUCGCAUGGCUGGGAGAGACAACCCCCGAGGAAACUGUGGCGUAUCCUUUUAUACCCGAUCACCAUCCUGGUAGGCAGUGGACCCGAAAGGCCAUAAUAAACAUCCUCCAGAAGCCAUACUGGUGCCGCAUGUGGGUUGUUCAGGAAGCAUUGUUGCCACCGAUUUUGGAAAUCUGGCUAGGCGAGUACCGAGCAAAUGCAGAUGAACUGGGCCGCGCGAUCUAUUUGGACAUUUACGACAAACCGGAUAUUCCAGGCCUCAAACUUCUGAUAUCUCGGGGAGAAUAUCGAACCUAUAGAGACCCUAGGAGAUCCCGGUCGCUUCGCACUGGUUAUGACUGGCCACUAGAGUUUGAACUCCGGUGGUUAAUCGAAGAAUUCUCCGAGUCUCAAUGUAGCGAUAUCCACGAUAAAGUAUACGCACUGCUAGGUCUUACAUCGCAGAAUCACGAGACCGCGCAUCGUCUUAUUCCUGAUUACAACAUGUCGACUAAGCAGCUGUUCGUAAAGCUUCUGCAAAACCAAUGUGCAGGUGGAGAACCGGAUCUGUGGAAAGAGCGCGACUUUCUUAACCUGUUUCGUCGUGUGCUGGCACUAGAUCGUGAAGAGAUUGCAAGACACGCGCUUGAGGUGGCACCAGGUACUAGGGAUAGCAGCUUUGUACUCGCUCGAGGACUUGAGAUAACUGCAUCACUGCAAUUUCUCAAUGCCACAGACGUACUCUAUCUUCCGUAUCGGUACGAGUACUGGUAUCAUACUAGGAAAGGGGUCCAGCUUUCCUUACCACUAGAUGUCCAGAGGACAGUGAAGUCUUUUAACGCAGGACCCGAACGUAUGCGUGCUUUCAAAGACUUCUUCAGGUAUCGCUGGUUGGGUAGCCGGCUGGUAACUUCCAGUGAAGCCGCCGUGGCUUUGUCUCAAAGAGCUUUUAUCAACGCUCUUACCGAACAGUCGCAGCAUCGAGCGACUGAGCGCAACAGACACCAUCGAACCGAUCAUGGCAGCAUGUCAGACAUAAUGUCUUGCGCUAUCACCAAGAACACACAAGAAUGCUGGGCCUCGAUGCAGCAAGUUGCAGAGGAAGGCGACACUGGUGAGGCCACUCACCCCAUAACGUAUCUUUCGGGUGAACAAAUCUUGGCCAAGGGCACAAGACUUGCAGUAUUCUCCGGCGCAACGCAUCUGCACAACGCCCUAGUGUUAGAGGUAUACAAAGACUACCACCGUACCCCACCAGAGACGAGAUACGAAGUCCAAGGCAUUGCUUUUAUCUUGGAUUACGGAAGCCUCCAUGACCCAGCUCCAAGCAAGGACAUUCGCUUCAAAUAUUGUAAUCUCCCAAGUCUGAUGGACUUCCGUCGAGUGAACGUUCUAGAUGAGGCUCAACUUAGUACGAUACUGGGAACUGCGCUCGCAGCAGAGCGUGGUGAAAGAUUUACCGAGCCUGGGACGCUAGACGGUUUGAGUUCCUAGACACUAGCUUUUUAACAGAAAGUAGAUGCGGUGUCUUGAGUCAGCGACACCGUGCAAGAUCACCUUGAAGCAACGGAAGUAUCAAGAUGCGCCGGCUUAAGUCGAGAAUUCGAACGCUUGUCGUAGUUUGAUGGUGAACAUGAGCGCGUUAAGAUGUUUUAGACUACACAACUCCAAGCAUCACGCGCCCUGUAAGCUGUGGGCGCAAUACGAAUGUAUAAGCGCUUGUAACUGUCAGUCGGAUCGAUUGGAGGCGCAGCAGGGUCCUUGACCAGCACAUUCGCAU
Molecule: messenger RNA, 2508 nt
Organism: Alternaria rosae
Lineage: Eukaryota; Fungi; Ascomycota; Dothideomycetes; Pleosporales; Pleosporaceae
Product: heterokaryon incompatibility protein-domain-containing protein
Exons: 3
Coding region: 378-2222 (614 amino acids)
Source: RefSeq, a predicted model, not a curated record